GAACGUUGAGCGUUCUGCUCGCAGAGGAAAGGCGGCCAUCGCCCGCCGCUGCUUCUGCCACUGCUUCUUUCGCUGCCUCUGCCUCUGCCGGCGUCGCUGCAGCAGAGGCGGGCAGAGCAGCCAUUAUCCUGCAGGAGGCUGCGACCUGAUCCCUGGCCAUGCAACUAUCAUGGCUGCUGAAAAAACAAUAAAAGUAGCUGGUCGAAAAAUCCAGAAACCCCCGAAAACUCUGUGAAAAGUGUUAAGCAAAACGCGAUUCGAUAAUAAAUUGAUUAAAGCUUCUGGAACUCAUAGUACAAAUGGAUUUAAGGCUGCAGUUCCAGGCGUAUUCCGAGCAGGACACACGGACUUCAUCGGAGCAUCUGCCACCGCACCGCCUUCCCCUCCGCCUCCCUUGGAAUUACUCAGCAGUCUUAGCGGGGCUUAGUGCUGAAUCAUCGCCGGCGUCGUUACCGAUUCACCGAUUCACCGAUUUGGAGCAGGAACGAGAAGGCUUAAGGUGGCGCCCUCGGCGACGGCGAUCCAGGCCUCGCACCUUUUAUCGACGUGAAGAAAGUGCCGUAAUCCGGGGGCAAUCAAUAAGAUACAAGCGCACUAAGCACUCCCAAGACAUCGCAGCCGUAUCUUAUCUUAUCGCCGCUUCUUCCGAUAACGUCGGCAUUACCUUCCGCGCUCUGUUUUUCGGACUAGCGCCUAAUCUCGAGGCACUCGGUGAGGUCUUGCCUUCCUGCCUUCCAGUUCAGUCGGCUUCCAGAGGCGAGGGCGAAGACAACACGGAGCGGGCUCCUCCGGCGGAGCACUUCCGUGACUUUCAGGAUAGGAACACAAACACGGGCACGGGCACGGACACGGACACGGAGACCCCUGUUUAAUUGGCAGGCAACCGCGGGCUUGUAAUCACAUUUAUGGGUCACUCCACGGCUUCGAAAGGAAUAAAGGAAACGGUUGUAUUAUGCCAGCCGUCACCGCAUCACGUGUGGCACGAUAAAUAUAAUUUACCCGAGGCGCAUGUAAUUGCCGCGCUGCCCAAAUUACCCCGCCCCGUAAACUCACAUUGUAUAUGUUUAUUAACGUUUUCACUUUUUUUGCAGCCGUGAUUGCUCACCUGAGUCACUGCGUCAUUUCAACCCGGCGACUGCUCCCCUCCAGUUUCAGUUUGCUCCACGUCUACCCUGUAGAUCCGAAUUUGUUUUAUACUAGCUUUAAGGACAAAUUCGGUUCUAGAGAGGUUUGUGUGGUUCAAUGUCCAUCGAAAAAGUGAUCUCAGCUGAUAUUAAACUUUACCAAAGUGAAAACAAGUGCUGAUAUUUGAUCUUCCUAAUGAAAAUUCCAUGAAAUUAACGCUAUAAGAUCCAUAGUUAAUGUCUGUAAAAUCAAUAUAAUAAUAUAGUUUUACCUAUUCCAUGUUGAGUCACGAUAAUAAAAACUAAUUACUGUUACCAAGUAAGGUGUUGCCAGUGCUUACCAUAAAAUCCAUGAUAAUGAAUUGCUGUCUUGACAUAAUUAUUUGGCUUUACAUUUAUAGAUAAGAGUGUAUUUUCACUUUUCAAUGCCAAUGACUCAAAUACAAAAGAAUUUUAGCAAACGUUAUUUUUAGUUUCAUUCUGCCUAAGUUAGCUUGUAUACUUAAUUGUUAAUACUAGUUAAAUACUUGUUAAUGUAUCUUAUCAGCUGUGUCAUGCUCCUUUAAGUAGAUUUCUAAGAAGGUCAUUAUGUUCUGGCAGAAAAAAUGUUCUUAUCAACAGCCUUCCAGCAGACGCUUGUCUGCAAAGUUAUAGCAUCGUUCAAUUGAAUUAAGUACCACAUUUCAAAUUUUUCGCUACCGGACAUGGGACACUGUUUUCUUAUUGCUCAGUUCUUUGGGCUCCAUUUAUAUUCCUGCCGACUUCAAUUUAUUCGAUGUGUUGCUCGAAAUUUACAUUCCCUCAAUUUUGCAUACAAAUUGCCAUUACAAUUUCGCCAAGGGUGUGGGGGCGUUGGGGUUCCUCGGCAGUGGAUGUGUGGAGUAUCUGGUGUUCGCCUCAGCAAGGCAUUUGGGUCAAGUCGAUUUCUGGUGGUGUUCGUAUGAGGAGGAUUGGCGAAGUUUGCAGUUUUGCGCAAAUGGCCAUGCACUUUGCCCAAUUUGCAUAGGACGCCACUUGAAUCACAUCCGUCGGCGCUUAUUUCCGUCCACCUUUUUGUUUCUUGCCAAAAUUCCGAGAGGGUGAGCAAGGCAACGCCCCUCACCAGAAAAUCUCCCAAAAUUUUCCCUAACCACCUGAAAUGUUAUCUGUUGUAGGGCUUUUGUGAAACUAAUUUAGAUAUCACCGUUGUCAUUAAUCAUGUACAGGUAUAUCAAACAUUCCGAUAUGGUUCUAUAAAAAAUAUUCAUCCUCAAUUUUGAUAAGCACUGAUUUGAUUUGAAUGGACUGUGUAAUUUUUAAUGACCUAUAAUUUGACACUACGUGCAACUUUUUAAAAAUGUCUAAAUAGGAAGAAUAUGUCAUAACCAUUAAAAAAAUAUAUAUAAUAUGAAUUAAUAAUAAUAAUUCCAGAAAUAAUCUUCCAUAAAUUUACGCUGGACGGCAAAGUCCUCGUAGGAGACAAAGGGAGAAAACUACAGUUUAAAGGGGACCCAAUCUAUCCGUCUAUUGGCUUUAAUAGACUCGUCGUCUAAGGGACACUUUUGAAAUGAGCAAAGUUUCUCGCAAACCUUGGCACCAAUUGUUGCGAAGAUAUGGAUCGAAAGAUAUGGAUCGAUCACAAUUUUUGUUUUAAGUCUGUUAAUAUAUAUUAAAUUAACUAAAAUUGAAUUUCUUUAAUUCAUUUUUUUCUAAAUUCAAAAUUGUUUUAACAUUGGUAGAUAAUAAAUAUUGCUGAUACUCUAAUUGGUCAAAGCGGUUAAAUUCGUCUAAAAUGGUGAAAUUUGUGUGAUUAUUAUAUGAAUGAAUUAUUAUAAAAUUAUAUACAUUUAAUUUUACUAUUAUGAAAUAGUUUUAAUUUAUUUCUUUAAAUCAACGGUGCAUUAAAAUAUGGUAUUUUAAUAAUAAUCUGUAAAAACUUUAGAAAAUACACGGUAAUGGAAAAAUAACUAAAUAUGUUUGAACGAAAUUAUAUAA
Molecule: messenger RNA, 3098 nt
Organism: Drosophila ficusphila
Lineage: Eukaryota; Metazoa; Arthropoda; Insecta; Diptera; Drosophilidae
Exons: 3
Coding region: 300-872 (190 amino acids)
Source: RefSeq, a predicted model, not a curated record